CGAGCGUGGUCCAGCGGAGAUGCUCAGCCGCUCCCGAGGAGGGAUGGACGCGAGUCGGGACGGCUGGGCAGGACUCACCCUCCCUUCUCCUCCUCCUCCUCCUCCCCACUGGCCGAUGAGAUACCAGCCUCCUCCCAGCCCUGCCCAGAUUCAAUUCCCGGAAAGCAAGCGGACGUUGUCUCUCCAGAGCCUAGCCUUUCACCUCAGGUCGUUUCCCCAAGGUCGAAAUGGCUUAUCAGGGUAAACCUCUCUCCUUGCAGAUUGCUUCCCCGUCAACUUCCGCGCCUGCAGAUCCAAGUGACUUCUGGCCCCGUUUAUGCUGCAGCAGCUGCUCAGCAAUGCGAUGGGGCUGCCCUUCCUCGGGGUCUGCUUUGGGCUCGCUGCUUUAGCUCUUGCCCCAGUUUCGCAUUAUCUGGGAGUCUCCUGUAACAGGAAAGAAAGGGCAUAGCCCGUCUCAAGUCCUCCCUGCACGGGUCUGGACCGCUGGAAGGAGGAACGGGGAAAGGGUUUUUGUGCUUGGGGAGGGAGACAGAAGCAGGCAGUAGGAGCAGCUAUAGGGAGGGGCAGCUCUUGCACAGGACUCACUCUGCCUUUGCUGGGGGCAGACAGCCGGGUGCAUCUCUGCCUGGUGGCACUGCCUGCGGCACCGGCGAUGGCAGCAUGAGCCCCAUGGAACACUGCCAGUGUCCUCUCUGCCUCUGCUCCCGGUAUUUCUGAGCGUCGCAGCCAGGAGAAAGGCUGUCAGGAACAGCAGGGAGGGCGGCUCACGGGGCGCAGGCUUCCAGCCCCCAGUGCGGAAAACGGAGAGGUUUCUCCUGACCGCGAGUGGGACAGAACAGAAACAGGCUGAAAGUUUGGCUCUUCCUCCUCAGGCAUCCCUCUGCCGCCCCCCUGCAUCCUGCUCCCUCCGGGCACUCCCAGCACCCAAAGUAGCCGGGGGGCUGCGUGACCCCGGCUCCGAGUGGGCUGGGGGAGGCGCCGGGGGAGUGGCGGAAGCCGCUCCGGCGAGGCUGCUCUCGGCACAUCCUCCCCGUGUCCCGGGGAAAGUCCAGAGCCCUCAAGUCCCAGGUCGGGCUCAGCAGGAGCGGAGAGUUGAGGGGCGCCUCAGCCUGUGCCGGAGGACACGGAGCUGCCGCGGCACCGGUGCUCCCCAGCUCUGCCACCCGGGCGCGGCUGCCGCAGCGCCCCAUGGCCGCGGACGCUCUCUCCACGUGGCCCGGCAAUGGCACUCGGGCUCCUUGCCCCGUGGAUUCCGCCUUCGCCCAGCGGUUCCUGCCCGUCGUGUACCUGACCGUGAUCCCCCUGGGGCUGCUGGGGAACGGGCUGGGGCUGUGGCACCUCUGCACGGGGCCCCGAGAGAGUGCCCGCCAGCCCCUCAGCCUGCUGGUGGGCAACCUGGGGCUGGCUGACCUGCUCUACGUCAGCACACUGCCCUUCCUCGUCAGCUACUACCGCCAAGGCAGAGUGUGGAUCUUCGGGCAGCCCUGGUGCCGCCUCACCCGCAGCCUCUUCCACCUGAACCUCUACGCCAGCAUCGGCUUCCUCAGCUGCAUCAGCAUCCACCGCUACCUGGGCAUCGUGCACCCGCUGAAGGCGCGGGGCAGGUGCAGGGGUGCCGCCUCCUCCGUGUGGCUCAGCGUGACAGUGUGGCUGUGGGUCAUCGCACAGAUAGCUCCCGAUCUUGCCUUCAGCAAGACAGACGGCAACGGGACGCAGUGCCACGACACGACGGGGCAGGAGUACCUGGACGUUUACUUGCCCUACACCUUUGCUGUCACCGUGACUGGGUUUGUCAUCCCAUUCCUCAUCAUCAUCGGCUGCUACUGCCACGUGGUGUUCGUGCUCUGCAGGAAUGACAGCGUGGAUGCCAGCCUCAGGAGGAGAAGCAUCUUACUGGUGAUUCUCGUCAUGGUUCUCUUUGUCAUCUGCUUCCUCCCCUACCACAUCUUCAGAAACCUCAACUUGUUUUUUCGCUGGCGGCCACAAGAGUCCUGCACACAGGCUUCAAAGGACAUCUACGUUUCCUACCAGGUGACUCGGGGCCUGGCCAGCCUCAACAGUGCCCUCAACCCCCUGCUCUAUGUGAUCACCAGCAAAGACUGGAGGUCACGAAUGAGAACCAUCAGCCAAAGUGCCCGACAGUGUCUGAGGCCACCCUUCCGGGCCAAAACAUCUAGCCAGGCAGCUGAGAAGAAGAGGAACGACAUUCUUUGUAAGGGGGAGGCUUUUAAUGAGCUCUGAGGUACCUGGCACCCCUGCUUCUGCCACAUCAGCUUGUGCUUGGCACCUCCCUGGGGGCAGCCCCCACCUUGACAGCUGCUUUGCAGAGAUGGUGACAGCAGCAUCACGGGCUUUGUGCACACAAGGGACAGGCAGGACUGGCAGCAUCUGAGAGAAAACUGGGACCAGAUUCCAGAAGCAAAACAACCCAACCAUUUUGCCUACAGCCCGCCUGCAGAUGGAAAGAGAUGAUCACGUUUGCUCCAGUCCAAAGUAUUUCCCUCCACCCUCUGCUGCAGCAGCCUGAGCUGGUUGACAUCCCCUUGCUUCCCAGCUCCUCAGGGACUGAGGGAUAGAGGGAGUAACACCUUGCCACUCCUUCCUACUCUAUGUACAUGGGUUUGAGACAGCAUUCCCUCCUUCACCUGAGGAGAAAACAUCUGAGAGGACAAAUUUUUGCAGUGGAGGAAGAGCUUUGGGAAUGGGAGUAUUCAUUUAAAAAUCAGGUUUUAAGUACAUUACUAAGCUGUGACAGUUCCUGGGUGAUUGAGCUGUUUCAGGAUCUGUGGGAUCCUCUACUGCCCACCUCCUUUGCAGAAGAAAAAGACAUUUUUGGCAUCACACCCUCUCUUUUGGAAGAGCACAUAGCAGAAUUAACAAAUGGGCAUUUUAAAGUUUUUGGAGGUUAUUGGUUGGUUUUUUUUUUUAAAGGUUUCACCUUUAUUUUGGAAGGUGAAUGACUGCAGUAGCCUGAACUCCUGCUUUCAGCAGGAAAAUGCCAGGAGAGUUUGCAAAUCUUCGGGUGGGUGCUUGCAUCCUGCAUCCAGCUUUGAGAGGGCAUUAGAUAUGACUUGUAAAAAUUAGAUGUGCAAAUAAAAAGAGAAGCAGCACUGGCAUGAAGGCUUGUGAAGGCAGGAUGUGAUAGCGAGAUCUCUCAUCACCAGGGGUGACAGAUCUCUGCUGUUAAGCUGAGCAGAGGCUCCCAAGCAGUAUUUUAGUUUUUGAUCUCGGUGUUACCCACUACAACCAGCUCGAACACUUCAAUUCAAUAAUGUGAUUUGCAGCAGCAGCAGCUUUUGGAGCCCAGCUGAAGGAAGUGGACUGUGAGUUAAAAUCAGCCCUUUCUGGGAAAGCACUGGCCCAGGGACGGAUGUUGUGCUCUUUUCCUGACAUUUAUCUCUGUCAGCUGUUCCUCACCCAGACCCACCUUGGCUAGGCAGAGGAGGGUACACAGCUGGCUUUCAGUGCAGUUAAUAUGUCUGCAGUGCAAAUAAACACCUCGUGCUUUCA
Molecule: messenger RNA, 3510 nt
Organism: Serinus canaria (Common canary)
Lineage: Eukaryota; Metazoa; Chordata; Aves; Passeriformes; Fringillidae
Product: P2Y purinoceptor 1-like
Exons: 1
Coding region: 1189-2241 (350 amino acids)
Biological process (GO): G protein-coupled receptor signaling pathway
Cellular component (GO): membrane
Molecular function (GO): neuropeptide receptor activity
Source: RefSeq, a predicted model, not a curated record